CAAUAAGGAGUCUCUGUCCUGACGGACAAGUUGAGACGAGAGAGAAGGUGUGGCGGCGGUCGUGAGGAGGAGACCUAUUUGCGACAUUUAAGUUCCGAGAGUGGAAACUUUUUGGAACUUUUCCUGAUGUCUGUCUUCAUUCCGCGUCGCGAGUCUUUGGCCAUAUGUUAGUGUUGUAGCGAGAGAGGAGCGAGGUCUGAGUCCGUGCGGUGCGGUGCGGUGCGGUGCGGGGGACUGAGCCAGGAACAGAUCUGGAGGCAGCAGGAGCGUCGCAGGCUGGAUUUCGCUGUCUUUGGUGACCUGAAAUCGGCAUUGCUGGAUCCCAAACCUUCAGGUCAUGCUCAUGUGGCUCAUGCGAUUUGGAGGAAUCUAACAAUGUGCCAUGGAGAACGCUUAAUAACUGCUGGAGGAAGAGCAGACUGUGCUUCAAUGCAGCUCUGAUCUCUUCUCAACCCUUUCCUCUCAUUUCUGGCCUUAGUUUUUUUUCACAUUUUUGCAACACUUCCUUUUCCUAUACCUUUCCAUCACUUCUCACACAGCUACCAUGCGCCGAUUCAGCUCUGAGGGAUCCCUCCUGGAUCUUGACUUCCUCCCGUGGAAGAGGGUGGCACUGAAGGACCAAGAUAAUGGGAAGAACCGGGAGUCUGGCACCUAUACACCUCACAUGAAGGAAGAUGAGCUGGGUGGGGGCUCGGGCUUCCAGACUCCCACCAUCCUGGAGCCCAGAGCGAGUCCCACUGAGGCCAGAAAGAAGGGGCCGAAAAAGGAGCACAGCGUCAGUGUGGAGACCCUGAGCGAGCUGGGGAAACAGGACAAGAGCCACCUGGGAGUGUGUGUCAUCAGUGGAAGCUGCAGGGCCUACAGCGACGGCCAGCUGGCCCCGGCCAACAAGGGCAGCACGGAGAGCAUGGACGAUCUGACCCCCUCGUCUCCUUCGUCCUCCGCCAACCCCUUCUCCCUCAAACCUCAGCACAGGCACCAGCAUAAAGCCAAGCUGGCUGCCGCUAAACUGCACCUCAAGAGUCUGUUUGGACAGAGUCCUAAUUCCUCAAACUCCAACCUAUCUAAUGCAGACCCGAAAGACGGUGCUAGAGAGAGGAGGUCUCGCCUGGUCUUCAUGCGUCAGUGGAGUCAGGUGGGCCACGGUAAGAAGAGGAAGAUCAGCCAGGAAGAGCUGGAGAAGUGGGCCGAGUCCCUGAGCGCCCUGCUGGCCAGCCACACUGGUGUUUCAGUGUUUGGAGCAUUCCUGCGCUCUGAGUUCAGCGAGGAGAAUCUGCAGUUCUAUCUGGCCUGUGAGCAGUACAGAAACUCGUCCAAUAACUUCAGCCUGCAGAGGAGGGCCAAGGAUAUCUGCGCCACCUACAUCCAGCCAGGUGCCCCCCGGGAGGUGAACCUGGACAGCAAGACGCGGGACCUGAGCCUCCAGCUGCUGCAGGCUCCCUCUCACACCUCUCUGGACCACGCUCAGAAACGCAUCUACUCGCUCCUGGACACGGACUGUUAUCCCCGCUUCCUCCAGUCCAACAUCUACCUCUCCUUACUGCGAGAGGAUGACUAGCAGCCACACGGGGAUCACACACCUGGAGGAACAGUGGCUCAGCUGUUCCCAGGACGUCCUAAACUCUGUAGAUCAUAAACCUAAUAUAGAGCUGCUGUUUGUGUAAAAAAAUAUAUCUGAUGCCAUUUGGCCACUGUGUGUAGGAAAGUGAGUCAGUUAAGUUAAUAUAUGCUUUCCAUUCAGUCUCUGUUUCCCUCUGCUUCCAGUCUUUAUGCUAAGCUAAGCAUGCCCUGACUCCAGCCCUGUACUAACACAGACAUGGUAUUGGUAUCAAUCCUUUUAUCCCAUUUUUGAAUUAAAAAAAGAAGAAAGAAAAUAAGCAAAUUUCAUCAAAUGUUAAACCAUUCCUUUAUUUGGCUUCUUGUUGGCCCUGGGAAUUUGGAAAAACAGAGGCUAGGCGAGGCAGUUUUGUUUCUGUUACUUUAAAUGACCCGUAAAACUACGCAGCUCUCAUUUUAACCAAUCAACAUCCUCCCUGUCAGCAGCUAAUGUUCCCAUGGUCCACUGCUCGGAGUUCUCUCUGCUGACGGAAAGGAAAAACCCGUUCAGCAAGGAUGAGCUCCUUGCAGGAAAAGGUCAAAGUACUAUGUGAGUUACUUGUAUGGCACAGAUGGGAAACCUGAGCAAACUGACUCUGACGGGGCAAAUGACUCCGCGACUACAAGGAAGUAGAGCCCAGUCUGCUUCUGAACACUCUGCUCCACUGUUCAAACAAAGACAAACUGGGCAUGCAUACAAUAGCCUUAGAAAACACUCAUUUUUCACUCAUUUAAGCAGGCUGUGUGUAAUGAGUAUGUUGAGUAUGUUAGCAUUUCCUUGACUGUUGGUCCUGUAAAAAUGAAAACACCCUCAUAUGACAGAACAUUUUAAAGAAACAGAGAAAAUAAGUAAUAAGUCGUAAGUGUUUGUAAUGUUUAAGAGUUUUAAAGAGAAACAAAUAAAAUCCAGUUUUUUUUA
Perca fluviatilis (European perch) is the source of this 2515-nucleotide messenger RNA. RefSeq names its product regulator of G-protein signaling 1. The transcript is spliced from 6 exons. The coding region runs from base 545 to 1558 and encodes 337 amino acids. The record is from RefSeq and is a predicted model, not a curated record. NCBI's taxonomy places the organism in Eukaryota, Metazoa, Chordata, Actinopteri, Perciformes, Percidae.